This is a messenger RNA of Clunio marinus, 243 nucleotides long. Lineage: Eukaryota; Metazoa; Arthropoda; Insecta; Diptera; Chironomidae. The record is from the annotation of a GenBank genome assembly.
AUGAAUUUAUAUAUCUGGGAAUAUAGCGAAGGCAGUGGUGGUGGUUGUGAUGUUGGUGGCAGCAGCAGCAAAGGACUAUAUUUCAAAUUACAUGAAACCAUCAGACGAAAGGCUCGCAUAACAAAGAAAGAAAUGCUGUGCACGAGCUUUCUUUCCUUCCUUUACACACUGGAAGAAAGCAGAAAUACCAAAGCCUUUCAAUUAGAUGCUGAUUAUGAUGUAACUCAACAACGCAAUACAUAA